Molecule: messenger RNA, 1890 nt
Organism: Zingiber officinale
Lineage: Eukaryota; Viridiplantae; Streptophyta; Magnoliopsida; Zingiberales; Zingiberaceae
Product: phosphomethylethanolamine N-methyltransferase-like
Exons: 12
Coding region: 204-1736 (510 amino acids)
Biological process (GO): phosphatidylcholine biosynthetic process
Molecular function (GO): phosphoethanolamine N-methyltransferase activity
Source: RefSeq, a predicted model, not a curated record
GAGUCGUGGCCAGGAGCAAAGAUCGCCCGGAGAAAUCGAAUCGAAGAGCGGUUCUGCAGUUAUUUCACAUGCAGCAGAGAGGAAGGUCUUACAAUCGCCGAUCUCGUAGCUUCUCUAGGUCUCGCCUCGCCGUCGAGGGAUCUUAGGCAUCUCAUCUCCUACAUCAACCCACAAAAGGAAAUCCAGAUCUGAAUCGAAAAUCUAUGGGUUCAAUUACCACUGCUGUCGCCGUCGGUGGUAAGAUCGUAGAUCUGUCUUUGAGGGAAAUGGAGCGCGAGGUACAGAAAAGCUACUGGACGGAGCAUUCAAAGGAUCUUACCGUGGAGGCAAUGAUGCUCGACUCCCAUGCCUCUGCACUCGACAAGGAAGAGAGGCCCGAGGUCCUGUCAUUACUUCCACCGUAUGAAGGCAAAUCGGUCUUGGAACUUGGGGCUGGUAUUGGUCGUUUUACUGGUGAACUAGCUAAAAAUGCUGGUCAUGUUCUGGCCUUGGAUUUCAUUGAGAGUGUAAUCAAGAAGAAUGAGAGUUUGAAUGGGCACUAUAAGAAUGCUAGCUUUCUGUGUGCUGAUGUGACAUCACCAAACUUGCCUAUUAAAGCAGAUUCUAUAGACCUGAUAUUCUCAAAUUGGCUAUUGAUGUAUCUUUCUGAUAAAGAGGUGGAGGAACUGGUUGCGAGGAUGGUAAAAUGGGUGAAGGUUGGUGGAUAUAUCUUUUUCAGAGAAUCUUGUUUCCAUCAAUCUGGUGAUUCAAGAAGGAAAGUCAAUCCAACACAUUACCGGGAGCCACGGUUUUAUACCAAGAUUUUAACUCAGGUGUUUAAGGAAUGUCAUACAUACAAUGACCAAGGAAACUCCUUUGAACUCUCUCUUAUUACAUGCAAGUGCAUUUCAGCUUAUGUGAAGAACAAGAAAAAUCAAAACCAGGUCUGCUGGGUGUGGCAAAAAGUAAAGUCAGAUGAUGACCGUGGUUUCCAACGUUUCUUAGACAAUGUGCAAUACAAAAACAGUGGAAUUUUACGCUAUGAGCAUGUCUUUGGAGCUGGUUUUGUAAGCACUGGAGGAAUCGAGACUACAAAGGAGUUUGUAGCAAAGCUUGAACUUAAACCUGGACAAAAGGUUCUUGAUGUUGGGUGUGGCAUUGGGGGAGGUGACUUCUAUAUGGCUGAGAACUUUAAAGUGGAUGUGGUUGGGAUAGAUCUUUCAAUAAAUAUGAUAUCCUUGGCUCUUGAACGGGCAAUUGGACUAAAAUGCUCCGUAGAGUUUGAGGUGGCUGACUGCACAAAGAAAACAUACCCGGACAACACAUUUGAUGUUAUAUACAGCCGUGACACUAUCCUUCAUAUACAAGACAAACCAUCAUUGUUCAAGAGCUUUUUCAAGUGGUUGAAACCGGGUGGUAAGGUCCUUAUCAGUGACUACUGCAAGAAAUCAGGGACUCCAUCUGAGGAUUUUGCUAAGUAUAUUAAGCAACGAGGAUAUGAUCUCCAUGAUGUAGAAGCUUAUGGCAAGAUGCUAGAGGACGCUGGGUUUGAUGAAGUUAUUGCAGAGGACAGGACAAAUCAGUUUUUGGAGGUUCUGCAGAGGGAACUGGGUGCAGUUGAGCAGGGAAAGGAAGCAUUCAUACAGGAUUUCUCACAGGAAGACUAUGAUGACAUCGUAAAUGGUUGGAAGGCAAAGCUGAAGAGGAGCUCAGUUGGUGAGCAGAGGUGGGGCCUCUUCAUUGCUAAGAAGAAAUAAAUACUGGAACCGUAGCAAGUUUCUUUUUCUGUGUGCUUUGCUUAUCAUAGAAUGUUUGUUUGCUUUUACAUAAGUUUGUGCGUGUCCAUGAGGAAUGCCUUAUUUUAGAAUGUUUGCGACUAUGCUUAAGUUUGAUUUGAUUUACCCACUGCUA